AUGUUGAGGCCGACGUCUUUUCUUACAAAGCUCGCACUUUGGGUUGCCGCUGCCAACGCCUUUGUUGUGUUCAUUCCCGACGACCAAUGCGAUCCUACCGGCCAUUGUGGUCCUUUCACCAAGACGACGCGGAAGCAUGGCGGCCACUCGGCGAGGUCCAAUGGCGGCGAGGUGGUCACGUUCCCUUUGGUUGCAAGGCCAAGACAAGUUCUUGACGAUGAGUCUGAACCUUUUGACCGUGUAGCAGUGGCUAUUGCCCGUGUCGCCCAGAAGUUCGGAGGACCGCCUGCAGUGCGUGCCCGAAGUCAGAAAGACGACAAGAACUAUGUGCCAGGGAACCAGUACCCUAUUUCCCACCCCAUCAAGCCGAUAUCAGAGGGCAGCACCGGCAUCUAUCAAUACGGGCCCGACUUUUCUUACUUUAUCAGGGUCGAGCUCGGCUCCCAGAAGACGCCAUUGUAUAUGCUUUUGGACACCGGUGCGGGCAACACUUGGGUCAUGGGAACCGACUGCACGGAAUAUGCCUGCCGCCUUCACGAUAGAUUCGACACGGCAGCAUCAACGUCUUGGAAGCCCAAUCAAGCUGAUGACUUCUUCAUCAACUAUGGCACAGGUAAUGUCACAGGUGUUGUGGGAUGGGAUAACAUGGUGCUGGCGGGGAAGACUGUCAAUGUUCAAUUUGGUGUGGCCAACCAUACUGCAGAAGAACUGCGACAUUAUGCCUUUGAUGGCAUUCUGGGUCUGGGGAUGGGCCACUCUGUCACUGGGAGUUUUUUCAAGGAGGUCAGGCAACAGAACGCCCUCAAGCCGAUCGUUGCCAUCAGCAUGAACAGAGAUUCGGACGGCGUGAACGACGGCCAGGCCACUUUCGGCGGCAUUGACCCGGCCAAGCAUGUCGGCGAGAUCAAGUACGCCGACGUCACGACGGAGCACAAGGCGAAGGGCGAGUGGGUCAUUCCCAUCGAGGGUUUUGCGUUCGACGGAAAACAGGCCAAACUCAACUCUACAAAAGCCAUCAUCGACACCGGAACAACAUACAUCUUUGGGUCGCCGCCCGACGUCGCGGAGCUCUUCAAGCUCGUUCCCGGGGCCAAACUGGAUGAGAAGCCGGCCUACACCGAGUAUAUCGUCCCCUGCGAUACCAAAACGGCCUUCAAAGUUACUUUUGGAGGUGUCGCAUAUGAGAUUCCAGCCAAGGACUGGGUGGCCCAAGUCGAAGAUGACAAGUGUCUCAGCCGUAUCUAUGGCUAUAUCGAACUACCUAGUUUUCGGCCUGGCGAAUGGAUUAUGGGGGAUGUUUUCCUCAAGAAUGUCUAUUCUGUGUUCGACGCCGACAACGGCAACAUGCGAAUAGGCUUUGCAAACAAGGCAGCCCCGCCCAAGCCGACGAGCACGGGCAACACAGGUGCUGUGGCGACUGGCGAAGAUGGUCGGCCUGUCGUACCUGGAUCUACCGGGAGCGCAACUGGCGAGACAAGUGCUGAGACGGUGACCCCAAAGACGGUCUCUGGUGGCAGCAAAGUAGGAGGUGUCGCGUUUACCUUGGCCUGGGCUCUGGUCGCUUGGGCCAUGAUGGCGGUGUGA
Molecule: messenger RNA, 1584 nt
Organism: Podospora anserina S mat+
Lineage: Eukaryota; Fungi; Ascomycota; Sordariomycetes; Sordariales; Podosporaceae
Exons: 2
Coding region: 1-1584 (527 amino acids)
Biological process (GO): proteolysis
Molecular function (GO): aspartic-type endopeptidase activity
Source: RefSeq, a predicted model, not a curated record